UUAUGACCUCCACGGUGCGGGGGACGGCGGCCUGCCGCUGCCCCUCUCCCGCUCCCUCUCCCAGUGCAUCUGACGCUCACGCAUCAAAGACGCCACCCUGACCGAUCCAUCACACCAAAACAUCCCAAACAACCAUACCGACACCUGCACAGGGGUGUCGCAGUGGUUGUCUCACUGCUUCACGUACCGUUCCUGCAUGGUCAUCUCCUCGUCCGACUCCUCAAACCACUGGUCGUCCACCGAUCCGAUCUCGCCGUCAUGCAAACCACCCGCUACGCCGUCAACACCAGUGACCGUCGCUGUCGUGGUUGAUCCCCCAGAGGGGUGGUCGCCCAGGUCACUGGUGGACGACAUGGCGCCGCUGCCCAAGCCCACCGAGCCCCAGCGGCCAGAGGACGACCGCAUCCUGCCUUUGCUGCGGUGGCUGUGGCUGUGGCUGUGUGUGUGCUGGACAUGUGGCGGUCGGAGCAGACCUCCCACCGGGGCGCCGCCCUCACGAGGGCCAAGCGCGAAUCCUCCAGCCGUCCUCUCGCUGCCCAUCGAUGCCACGAGGGGGGCAUCCUGGAAGGCGAAAGGCGCGUGUGAAGGAAAGGUCGACGGCAGCUUGCUCCUGGCCGCCUUGGCCUGGGGCCGGCUGCGGAUGAGUGGGGAGUUGGGGGGGCUGUUGUGGUUCGCCUUGGGGCUGCUCUCCUCGGCUGUCAUGGCCUUCCGCGUCGUGGUCAUCCAGCCUGGCGAGUCCUGAGCACUCGUGGAUGACCGAGGGGCAGCGGCCUCACCACCACACGCAUACCUCAAGCGCGAAAGCUCCUCAGACAGCGGCCUAGCGAUCUGGUGCUGGGGCAUGUGCUGUUGCCGUUGCUGGGCAGGUGGACUUCCGAACCGCCCGAGGGAGCCGCGAUGCGCCGAGUGGGGUGAGAAUACGGGAGAGGUCUUGGACGACGUCCAGGAGUGGGGCGACGCCCCUCCACCCUUGGAGGCUGACCCCGAGCCGUCGGUGUUGCUGUGGCUGUCUGCCGGGAGUGGAUCUGUGUGCCCGCCGAUGAACGACGCCAGCAGUGAGUCACGCAACGACCUGGGGGAGAUCUGGUCGAUGACGAGAGAGCUGCGUGAGCAGACGGGAAGGGGCAGAGACGACGGGGGCUCAGUGGAUCGGCGGGAGAGCUCCGGCAUAGCCAGGUCAGUGGAGGGACGCUGCACCGCCCGGGCGUCUUCAUCCUGUGUGCCAGUGGCGGCUGCUGCUGCUGCUGCUGCCUGGGUCACAGGCAUCGCCGCCCCGACCACCUGCUCCUCCCUCACUCGAACACCCUUGCUCCUGUCAUACGCGACGGCCUCCCUCUCCUCGUGCACCGACAGGUGGAUCUGCGUGUUGUUGCUGAAGCUCGUCCGCACACUCACUACCGACUCGCCAAGCGGCCCGGGAGACGACGGCAGCUCGGCCUCGUCAGUGGGCUGCCGGUCGUUGUCGUUGCCUCCGCGAGGCACCGAAGGCGCUGGCGAUGAGGCAGCCGACGCGUCGAGAGGUUCGAGUGUGAGUGGCGGUGGGGCGUCGAUGGAGGGGUCUGAGGAUGAGACGGGGAGGGGGUGGCUGGGCGUCUCGGUGGGGGGCGCACGGGAUGCUGAGGCCGAUGACGAGUGGCUUGAGUUGCGGAGAUCUCUUUCUCGGCGUCGCUCCUGCUCCUCAGACCUCAGCUGGCUCACGUACUCCUGGAUGGACAGAGAAAUCACACGUCGGAUGAUGUGCUGUGUCGGCCUUAUUCUGGCCUUAUUCUCACAUUCGGUCUGACCUCUGUGAGUCGCUGUUUGUCCUGCCCCUCAGCCUCAUGGAGGAAGAAGUCUGCCUUGCGGAGGAUACUGCGGCCGUCGUCCAGGGCUGCCAGCUGCACUUGACGCGUCAUGAAGCUCUGAAUCGCACGGGUGCUCGCCUCUGUCACAUUUCCAACACACACAUACACACAGAUGGUUGACGCGUCAAUUCAAUGCAGUGUUGCUUUCCCUCUCCCUCCCUCCCUGACUCCCUGACCAGGGUGUUGCAGCUCCUCUGGCGGCACCAUGAAGGUGCAAGCAUGCACCUCCAGGAGAGCGAGCAGCACUGCAAACACUGCACGGGGCCCCUCCACCACGAGCAGGUCCCACACGCGCACCACCGCCUUGAGCGGCAGCGUCUUGGCAAACAGACACAACAACGGAUCAACUGCCAGCUGCACACACACACAGAGAGAGAGAGAGACGGGCAGAAAGCAGCAGGGAGGAGUUGAUCACACGAGGCGAGGGCUGGUCGGUUGUGUGUGGCGGCUAGUUUCUGUAUCGCUUUCUUUCUGACCCAUAGGAGUGGCAACGAGAGUCGUCUCAGCUGCUGCUCGACGGCGGGCAGGAACUCAGUCACGAUGCGCUCACCAACCUCCACGUCAACCAGAAAACCCUCCAAACGGUCUGCAGUGGGGCAGGCAAACCACACACUCAUAAACACGCCUUUGUGUGCGUGUGUGUGUGUCUAUGUGUAUCUUUCGCUGCGUACGAGCAUGGUAGUUUUUGCAGUAUCGUUCCAGCAGUGCAGCGAGCGCCCAGAAGGCGGUCUCCUCGUCAAAGCCAACCACCAGGAGGACGGCUACCAACAGGUUCAUCGACUGACAGUACCUGCACAAAGGAAACAAGGGAUAAGACAUGACAAGGGGUGCGGCUGUCCCGGCCUGUUUGUGGUGAAUAGGUGGCUGGCUGACUGACCCGAUGUCUUCGUUGUGGAAUGCGUAUGCAAUCAGCACGUUGCGCAGCGCUGUGCGAUGCUCCGUGUCCAAGAAAUUAGGCAUCGUCCUCUCAACGUCCUACAGGCGGCGCGCAGACGCCCAGUCAUCGCUUGGUGUGUGUGUGCAGAGCGGUCUGGGCUGUGGCGUGCUGCGCCCACCAGGUCGACUUGUCUCAUGGAGUCGGUCUCGCCGUCGGAGGUCCUGGCGAGCAGGCCGGCGAAGUACUGCGAUCUAAAGGUGGAGCGGAGCUCACUCAGACCCAACAGGUGACUCCACAGCUGCACACACAUACACACACACACACCACACACACAGAGAUAGAGAUACAUGUGUGUGUUUCGUCAAUGGUGUGAGUGUGUGUGUGUGUUUGUAUACCUUGACGCGGAACUGCGCCGGGACGCCCUCAUGCACGAGUGUCCUGAGCUCAUCGGCACUCAUCGACGACACAUCCAGCCGAUUCUGAAGAGCAUGGUACCUGCAGCCACACCACACACACCACACAGGAUGUGAAACAGACACACAGCUACCCUGGCACUCGUGUGCUAUCUGUCGUCCUGACUGACCAUAGCUGCAGCACUUCCUUCCUUGAGGCACCGGGGGCCGCCGAAGCGCUGCUAGCCGCUGCCUCGCCAAACGGCCCCACGCUCCACUCUGGCGACGCUGCACCAUUGCUGCCACUGCUGCCAUUGGCCGAUGCCGCCGCCCCCAACUCUUGCUGCUUCCUCUCCGCCAGGAGGUCCCCCAUGUCGGGCAGCACACAGUAGUCGUCCUGGCUGGCAGUGGGGGUGGUGGUGGUGGGCAGUGCUGGUGCAGGGAUGGCCGUGGGCGCCACGUACAAAGCCGAGUGCUCGUCGAAGAGCAGUCGGAAUAUGUCCUCGCGGCUGACGUCGAUGUCCGGCACGUUGGAGCGCAGGACGUCGCCCUCGGUCUUGAGGAAGCUCCCGCCCAUGCCCCCUCCUCUCCUCAGCCCCCUGUGUAUCGACCGCGACCGCAGCCGCCGGGCCCGCCCCGCCACUCGCUGCCGUGCCUGCUGCCCAAUGCUCGCCAGCCCACCACGGAGCGACCGCAGGCCAUCUGCCAGCCGUGAGGUGCGCGUCUCGCCGCUCGUGUCACGCGGGGACGGUCCGGCGGUAUCUUCCGGCCGCUGCUGGCGACUUGCGAAUCGGUUGCGGACCAUACGGAUGGCGGAUGAAGGGAUGCUGCGGAGCGGGGGAAGGGAGAGCCGCAUCGAGGGAGAGGUGGCUGCUGGCGGGGAGGGGGUGCCGCCAUCGGCCUCAUCCGACUCGUCUGUCCCCGUGCUGCGCGGCCGGCGCUGCGUCACCUCGCCCACCGCGCGUGACGAGCGGAAGGCGGCCGCGGCAGCGGCAGCAUUAGUGGCUGUCUGCUGGGUGGCGUCGCUGUCGUGCAUGGGCUUCUGCGGCGAGUCCACAGGGGAGGACCCGGAGAGAGACUGCACUCGGUCUGUGGUGCGCUGGCUGACGAAAGCCGUCUGUGCUGUGUUGCUGGCGCUGUGGGCGCUCGACAGCGGCACGGGAAUGGGCUCGAAGGCGGCAGCCGGCGUCACGUUGGCAUCCUUGUCGACGUCAUGCCAUUCGCUCGCGACGGGCUGGGUAGUCUCAUCCCGGUUUGCUUCCCGAGCCUCUCGCGGCGACUGGGAUGACUCGGGGGUGUCGCUGCCGUAGCGCCUCUCCCAGUCCUGCGUCAGGCAGAGGGUGUCGAUGCCCAAAUGGGAGAGGCUGACGAGCGUCGCCGUGUUAGACGAGCCCGGUCGUCGAUGUGGGCCUCCCGCGGACGGCCUGCCGCCCGUCGUCGAGUUGUUGUUGCCCAUUUAUCCUCAGGGAGCCAUCGAGGUGAUGGAGGGCAAUUUGCUGGAGGGACACUCGACAACGUGAAGAGAGC
Molecule: messenger RNA, 4640 nt
Organism: Vitrella brassicaformis
Lineage: Eukaryota; Vitrellaceae
Source: the annotation of a GenBank genome assembly